UUUAUAGCUAUUUUAACGAAUAGUUUGCAGGAUAGAAUUCGAGCAGGAGGACAAGCCCGCUAUUUCGAAAAGUAAAGUUUUAAAAUUUUCUCUUUACAUUCCGCAUGCUUUCGGUUGCGCCUCACUGCCUUUUUAACUCGCAUUUAUUAAUUUCCACAGUGGUUGCGGGUUCAUUUAUAAGCCAAAUAGUGAGGGCUACAAAAUGCACUGCGCCACUAUGUUUCCCAAGUUAUUUUUUCUCGCAUACUUUGAUAUUUACAUGAUUCAAGAGAAGGAGGUGAACUGUUAAAAACCCAUCAAAUCUCAACGAAUUUGGGUAAGUUAACAGACUCUGUUUUAUGAUGUUCGUGGUGUUUGCCUGGAGCUUUCGUGCUAUGUUUAUUAAUUGUGUCUGCAAACCAAUACGUUUCUUCAGCACUUCCUUAUUGCAAAUAAAUUUUGGAAUCUCAGAAGGGUGACAUGGGCAGAUUGAUAGACGUACAGAGUUGUAGAGAAUGUGGAAUGGAGUAUGGAAUAAGGAUAAGAAGCAGUUAUGAUUAUGAAAGUGUCAUAUAGCGGAUUCUGUCAAAGAUGCGAUUUAAACCGGCAUUUGCAAUCACAAAAAUUGUCGGCAUCUGUAUCUUCACAACGUUGCCAGGUCGAGGCUGUUCUGGUUCGACUACAAUUUUCAUAGAUAAGAAGGAUUGAAUGCAGCUUAUUCGGAACACUUCUUUUGGUUUCGUCGACAAAACGGCUCGCUCAUCAGAUUGUAUAGGAGGGAUUCUCAGAAAAAGAAUAUCAUUUUCCGAGAAAUGUAUUCCGCCGAAAAAAACUUAACAGUCAAAUCAAACCUUGACAAUGAGCAAACAAACGGAGCAUAAUAUUAUGGAAUACACGUUGAAGAAUAAACAGCUUUUGAAUCGCGGUACUGACAAUUAAUUACAACAGCAAUGAAAAAAAAAAAACUUCAAGACUUUCGGAAUUCGUCGAAACCGGAAAAUGAAAGCGGUGUACUUCUUUUGUAAUUGGCAUAACGUUCAAAAGCUUUAGGGAAACUAUUUUGAGGAAACUUCUUGCAGCGUGAAAGUAGCUUGAAGAUUAUGAAAAACUUGGCUUCCAAUACAUGUGUGUAAAAAUUAUUCAAGGCCUUGUACUUAAGAAUGGCUGUCUAUGGUGGAGGGCAAAGAGUGUUUGUGCCGAAAGAGCAUAUUGCGAGCUUUAGGCCGUUUUGGUGAAAUUAUCCGAAAACUUUUCAACAUCUUGAUGUUUGGAAAGAAUUUUUUUUUGUAAUGGCAACUGAGCUUGAAAGAUCCUUACGUUCCCAAUAUUUCCAUUUUAAAAUCCACUUUCGCUUUCGCUUCAAGCUUUAAAAUGUACUCCCUUUGUUCUUCUUCAUUACCUCCAAUACCUGAAGGUAAGGCUGAUAAUUUUUUUUUUAUUAUUGUAUCCGUUGUCGAUUUCUUACGAGAAUGUAUUAUUUGCGUGGCUUCACACUUAUCGCUAUUUUCUUACCCAGUUCUUUUAAAAGUAAUAUUCCGAAUCUCACCAAAAUUUUAAAACCAAGAAAUAUUGGGACAGAGAAUCAGAUAAAAACCAGAACAUGUCGAUUUCAUUGAACUUUUUUUUGGCUUGGGGCAGAAAGCAUUGAGGUUUCCUAAUGUAGUUUCUUAGAGCCAUUUGUUCACGUAUUACUCAGUUCUACUUAGGAUCUAAUUUCGUUUAUUAUACAAAUAGAAUUAUCCAACCUAUUUCACUAUAACCUGGAUAAUUCUUGAAAUUUACUGGAUAUGUGAUUAACUUUUAGACCAAGAACAGUGUACUACUUUGUCCAAAGGACCAGAAAUGUCAAUGUCAAAAUAAUUUACUGCUGCAGUGGAUGGAAGAAAAGUCCUUCAAGCUCACGAGAAUGCACGAAAGCGAUCUGCUCCCAAGGUUGUGAUUACAAUCACGAGUCCUGUGUCGCACCCAAUACGUGCCAAUGUUCUCCGAGAUGGACUGGGUCUAACUGUAGCGAAGACAAAGAUGAAUGUGCUACAUAUAAUGUUGGAUGUGACCAACAUUGUGUGAAUGUUCCCGGCUCAUAUCAGUGUAGCUGCAAUAUUGGAUACACCAAGCAUGGCCACAACUGUAUAGGUAUCAUCUCCAUCAUGACGUUCAGAAGUGCUCAUUUGUGCUAUGUUCUCCGUUAGCCAACUGUAUGUCCUGCUGGCUCUCACAGCUCUGUGAACCCGACAUGCGCUCUUUGUCCGCUUGGUUUUUACCAGCCCUAUUCUGGUCAGAUGGAUUGCCUUCCCUGUGGACAAGGUUUCAUCACAGCCUCACCAGGAGAUGUCGGUGAAUCGCAGUGCGAAGACAUUCAAAAAUCCGUUACUAAAGACAAGAUAACCAUUUCUACACCAUUGGCAACAUCGCGAUGUGAUGAAGCGAAGAAAAGCACCAAUAAACAACUUACAACUAAGACUCCAGAAGAGGCCAAAGAACAGGAAAAUGCUGAAGAGUUUUUUUGGAAACUUCCCGUCACCAUUGGUACACCACUCGCUGCAGUGCUAGUGUUAGGUGCCAUACUUUUGGUAUUCUUCAUCCGUAAGAGGCGGAGAGUAAGAAGGAAUUAUUUACCGGCAAGAACGGCACAGUUUGAGAAUCCAGCCUACCUGGGUAACCCAAACGUAAAGCGAAAGGGAAAACGCACAGAGGAUAACGAAUAUUCAUUCGCAGAGGGGCCAGAAGAUGGUCCUGGAGAUGGUCCUGAAGACUACGACGACAAAGGGGACUUCAAAACCAAGGAUGCCGAUGAGCCGAUAUAAGAAACUUUGCAUAGCUCCUCAAAGGAGAAAACCACUUUUACUUUAACAAACUCAGGCUUUUAGUAAGGCAGCGAUGGUUUAAUGUUUGGCGUUCUUUUCCCUUUUGACCUUGAUUUCAUGUGUUUCGGUUCGUUUUCGUCAGGGCAACUUUAACCUUUUUGCUUUGUCAACGAAAUGGAAUAAGGUAAUGAUUACAGGCGUAAGAAAAUCUCCCCCCUCUUUCUCUCAAAAACGACGAAUUUCGUAGUAAGACCCCGCCCCCGCCCC
Stylophora pistillata is the source of this 3050-nucleotide messenger RNA. RefSeq lists its product as uncharacterized. The record is from RefSeq and is a predicted model, not a curated record. Gene Ontology annotation, molecular function: calcium ion binding; protein binding. Lineage: Eukaryota; Metazoa; Cnidaria; Anthozoa; Scleractinia; Pocilloporidae.